Messenger RNA from Cuculus canorus (common cuckoo), 15259 nucleotides. It is a transcript of the gene MAPK10, whose product is annotated as mitogen-activated protein kinase 10. Bases 773 to 2053 code for a protein of 426 amino acids. The transcript has 15 exons. Gene Ontology annotation, molecular function: JUN kinase activity; ATP binding. Gene Ontology annotation, cellular component: cytoplasm; nucleus. Gene Ontology annotation, biological process: protein phosphorylation; JNK cascade. The record is from RefSeq and is a predicted model, not a curated record. Lineage: Eukaryota; Metazoa; Chordata; Aves; Cuculiformes; Cuculidae.
CAAUGGUACAGCCAGCAUCAUGCUGCACAAUGGUUUCCAGGCAGUGAAAGAGCGUGAUUCAGCAAGCCACUCUUUUUUUCAUCUCUUUUAUUUCAUUAUUAUCAGACAUUUUGCCUCCCUUUUUUCUGUUCUGCUCUACCUUCUCCACUAAGCUUUUAUUUAGUUCUUUAAAAGAAAGCAGUGGUUUACCUUGAAUCCAACUGCCUAUCUUUUUUUUUUUUUUUUCUUUGUUAUAAAUAAUCCAUCUUUUCCUCAGCACUGUUUGGAAUGUGAUUCAAAAAUAUUACCUAAAGUUGCAGUUCGGGGGAAAGGUUUCUGGACGGAAGAAUAGCUCGCAAGCACGGAAUGGGCUAGUAUUAGAAACCUGUGCUAGAAGCAGGCCAGACUCAAAUAUCAGCUAUGGCAGCCCAAGCAUGAAGUUGAUGCCUUUGAACCAUUUCCUAUAGAUGAGGCAUAGCACGCGCUGUGUUGUCUUCCACUGGGACAGAGGUGAAACUUCGCCAGGCCACAGCUGUUGAGCAGUGGUCCUCAGAUUUGCAGAUCUCCCUGGGAAAACAUCAGAACAGUUACAAGUGUGUCACCUGGACAAAAUGUAAAACUUCACUGUCAGAAUCUUCUAUCCCUGGUAUUUAUGAGCCGCCAUUUCUUGUAUUAUUGUGGUGAACCUAUUCUGGAUGUGAAGAUUGCCUUUUGUCAGGUGUGUGUUCCUUACAGGUAAAACAAGGGAUUUGGGAAACAAGUGGAUGUGUCAUAUAUUGCCAAACAUUACAACAUGAGCAAAAGCAAAGUUGACAACCAGUUCUACAGUGUGGAAGUAGGUGACUCGACCUUCACAGUUCUCAAACGCUACCAGAACUUGAAACCUAUUGGCUCUGGGGCUCAGGGAAUAGUUUGUGCUGCAUAUGAUGCCAUCCUUGACAGAAAUGUGGCCAUUAAGAAGCUCAGUCGACCAUUUCAGAACCAAACUCAUGCCAAGAGAGCUUACAGGGAGCUGGUCCUCAUGAAGUGCGUGAAUCAUAAAAAUAUUAUCAGUUUAUUAAAUGUCUUCACACCACAGAAAUCUCUGGAGGAGUUCCAGGAUGUUUAUCUGGUAAUGGAGUUAAUGGAUGCCAAUCUGUGCCAGGUCAUUCAGAUGGAACUAGACCAUGAGCGAAUGUCUUAUCUACUGUACCAAAUGCUCUGUGGUAUCAAACAUCUUCACUCUGCAGGAAUUAUUCACAGGGAUUUGAAACCAAGUAAUAUUGUGGUAAAAUCUGACUGCACGUUGAAGAUUUUGGAUUUUGGACUGGCCAGGACUGCAGGCACUAGCUUUAUGAUGACUCCAUAUGUUGUGACACGUUACUACAGAGCACCAGAGGUCAUCUUAGGAAUGGGCUACAAGGAGAACGUGGAUAUAUGGUCUGUGGGAUGCAUUAUGGGAGAAAUGGUUCGCCACAAAAUCCUCUUUCCAGGAAGGGACUAUAUUGAUCAGUGGAAUAAAGUUAUUGAGCAGCUGGGAACACCCUGUCCAGAAUUCAUGAAGAAGCUGCAGCCAACGGUACGGAACUACGUGGAGAACAGACCCAAGUAUGCUGGCCUCACUUUCCCCAAACUUUUUCCAGACUCUCUCUUCCCAGCUGACUCGGAACACAACAAACUCAAAGCCAGCCAAGCCAGGGACCUCUUAUCAAAGAUGCUAGUCAUUGAUCCAGCCAAGCGAAUAUCGGUAGAUGAAGCCUUGCAGCAUCCAUAUAUUAAUGUCUGGUAUGACCCAGCAGAAGUGGAGGCGCCUCCUCCUCAGAUAUAUGAUAAACAGCUGGAUGAAAGGGAACACACUAUAGAGGAAUGGAAAGAACUCAUCUACAAAGAAGUAAUGAAUUCUGAAGAAAAGACUAAAAAUGGUGUAGUAAAAGGACAGCCUUCUCCUUCAGGUGCAGCAGUGAACAGCAGUGAAAGCCUCCCUCCAUCCUCAUCUGUCAAUGACAUCUCAUCCAUGUCCACGGAUCAAACACUGGCGUCUGACACAGACAGCAGCCUGGAAGCUUCUGCAGGACCCCUCGGUUGUUGCAGGUGACUAGCCGCCUGCCUGCGAAACCCAGCGUUCUUCAGAGGAUAAUGUAAUUUAGCAGGAAACAAUAACAGAAAUUAAGAGAUAAAAAGGAAGAGAACUAAAACACAAAGAUCUAAACAAAACAAACAAAAAAAUCUUUUCAGCCUGCUUCUCCUACAGAGUUAUGUAAUGCAGCUAAGCUCAAGUGUAUAUUUAACUUAUAGUUGCUCUGCUUUGGUCUGCUUCCAAUGAUGCUUCCUGGGGAAAAAAGGGAACUGAAAAAUCCUUUAUUUUAACCCUUCCCCAUAAGAUGUAAAAUUAAUGGCUGCAAAACCAGCAACCUGCAACUGUCUUUUACACACUGGCAUGACAAGGUGUGCAGUAGCAACUCGCUACUUUCUGCCCAGUGAGGCAGAUAGGGAUACAUGUAUAUUUUUCUUCAUAUACAAAUAGCACAAUACACACACGUGCUGAUGGAAUUCUGGCAGUGUAUGCAGCUGUGUGCCAGGAAAACACACAUCUGCAUCGGUACUUAGUAUGCACUCUAGAACUAAAUGGGCCCAUUUCAGGUGAACUACGUGAUAUUACCAGUAUAUAUUCUAUUUGUUUGCUCACAGAUGAGGUUGCAUAUCUUGUAGGUCGAUUUUUGGAAGUGUAAAUAACCACACUGAACUGUGGCUCCCUCAGACCCUUGAAGAUGUAGCACCAAAAUUUCUGCUAAGAAUUGUAUAUAUAUUUUGAAUUACUAACCAGCUUGUGUUGAAACAAGACACAGAUCUUCAUAGAGAAAUGUUAGUUUGUGAAUUUUAGGACUUGUUUGGAUUUUUAAAGCAGAUAUGCCAAGCUAUGACCUUGUUAGAAGGAAGCACAUGUAUUUUUGAAAGCUACAGGGAACAAGAAUGAAGAUUUUUUUAUGCAUGCCUAAGUCCAGAAAGAUUUAUCUCAGUGAGCAACUUUUCCUGUCAAGUGAGUUACCGUCUUAGUUCAUAGACAGGCUUACUACUAUGAAUCACAUGUAUGCUUGUACUUCAAGAAGGUAUGACAGGAUUGGUGAAUGGGCAGAUUAUGAUCACAAGGACAUGCAAUAACUUAGUUUUAGUUUAGUUCUUUACUAGGUAAAAUAGAGAAAAGACAUUUGCAGCCCACUCCCUCUCAGUGUGUGUUUGUGGCUUAGAAGUUGUUUUCCCUUUAAAUCAUUCCAUGCAGUAAUCUCUUCAUUUGCUCAUGACAAAUCAUCUGACUCUCCAGGAAGUUUUAUCAGAACAAUAAGAGUGCAUGGAUGUAGCAUUCCUAUAUUCCAAAUAGUAGCAGAGGAUAUCAAUCAGCUAGUGCGCUGGCCUAGAAGAGUUGCAAUCAGCCACCUCACACAGUUUUGACAAAUUCUGAAGAACUCAACAGUGACUGAAUAUUGAAUUGAUUUUACUAGGUAAUAAUAUGUAAUAUUCCCAAUGGUAAGUAACAGCAAGUGUUUUUACCAGAGAAUGGCAAAACUCCACAUAGAAUUUCGGAACAGCUAAAUAUUUUUCCAGCCAAAACAGCAAUUAGCAUUUUCCACAACAAGGUCAUCAUUACUUGAGUUAGAAACUAACUAAAAUCUGAGUCAUUUCUCCUUUUACCAAAGUGUGUCCUGUAAACUGAAAUGAUGUAAUUCACACUCUAAUGCUUUUCCAAAUGUCAGAGAGAGAAACUGUUUAGAAAUUUACUGGAUAUUUUAAAUUCACUAAUUCUUUUGUAUUCAAUAUUCUACCAAAGUAGAACUGUUUUAUUAGGUGGCUUAUAAGUCUGCCAUUCUGUGGCAUGAAAAAAAGUUGAGUAUUAAGUCUGAUUUUGUUCAAAGGGAAGAAAUAAAGAAAAAAAUUUCUCUCCAGGGUGAAGAGGAGGCAAGAUAAAAAUUAAGUGGAUAUAAAAUAUUUUCAGACUUCAUAGGUCUGAGCUCUGUCAAAAUUGCUGUAGGAAAAGUUUGCGGUUUUUUCCCCUGGAUAGAUUUGGUAGAUUUUUAUGGAAUUUAUUUUGAACAAUAAAAUUAGAUCAACAGCAUUAUGAAAACUCAGAGCAGUAAUUUUAGAAGCAAUAAUUAAAUACUGCUAAAAAUCUUUAGCAGUAUUUUCUCUUAAGCCAUGAAACUUCAAUUCAUUUUUGAGUGAUUUAACAUUCACUUCAAAACCAAUGGUCAUAAAAAUAUUGAAAAGUAAACAGCAAUGCUCUGUAGGUAGGAAGGCAAUAACACUAAGGGUGACUUUUUAGCAAUAAUGAAAUUUGUCACCUCCAGGUUUAAUUCUCCAUAUAGAUACAUAGAUACAAACAAUAUUCAGGUAACUAGCAUCUGCUUUACAUUCUAUACUGUGCACCAUCUGGGUGUGUUGUUUAAACAAAACAAAACAAAACUGUCUCAAAGUGGCAAAGCUGUAUGUAAGGGAAAUUGCAAAAAUACCACAAAUGUGGACUGUAGGAACUUGGAAUUAUCACAGUUCAUUGCCAGUGAUAUUAACGGAGAUGUGGCAUGGGCAAUAGCAGAGAAGCCAUUUAUAGUAGACAUAUGCUUAUAGAUCUCCCGUGUUUUAUCUAUUAAAGCCAAAAAAUGUGAUCUUAGUCCCAAGGUAUCAUUCAGUCUGUUUUGGGAUUGUGAGUGCUAGGUGGAGAACCAGUCACCAUGGAAUAUAUCUUAGCUAUCAGCGCUCUAUGGACUCACAACACAGAAGUUAUAUUGCUUUAUACCCAGAAGCCCUGAUCCUGCACCAGUGCUCAUACAAACAUUUAUGGCUGACUACAGGGAUGCACACAUAAUUUUAACUAGCAUGUGCUUUUGUCCUUUGCUUGACAGCAAUUGGCAUCAGCCCGUCCUUAAGUGCCUUGUUGAAAGAGGGCCUAAAAGAAUUACUGCAUCUCUUUGUCCUCAAAUCAGUUAGUCUCCUUUAUGAGAAGGUUCUGUCUAGGGGAGGAUACUUGAGCGGUUCAUGCUGGAAUAGAAAAAAAAAAAAGCCAUCAAUGAAUAAAAGCAAUAGGUCUUUUCUGGUCCUUGUAUGCCCAAACUAAAGCAGUGAUCACUGAACAGAAAUAGCAUCCUUUGUUUUGCUUUGUGGCAGGAAGUUGGUGCUGUAGGCUGAUACCUUACACAAAUGCAUGUACUUAUGAAUAAAAGUUUGCAGUGAUGAUGUUCUGCAGUUUUCUUAAGGUAAACAAUUUUUUCUUUCAGAUUCUAGAAGCUUUAAUACCUUCACUUCCGUUCUAUUCUGCUUUAGCCCAAUGUUCUGUUCAAUUUGAUAAUGAUAAAUGCUUCUCUUAUUUUUCUUGCCAAUAUCUUUUAAAUCUACCUCUGUUUAAAAUGUUAUUAAAUAGUACUUCAGUAACAAUUCUCAUCUCAUUCUCUGAGGUUUUCCAUUGUAAGCAUAAUUGCCACAACUGGAAAGAUGUAGGAAAUUGGGAAGACAGCGAUCUAUGACAGAUGUUCCAAGGUAUCUAGGCACUAUAUACUAAGGCAAUGAGAGACCCUAUGUCAGAAGUGGCAUAACUUCCAUCAGCAAUGAAUAGCAGCUGGACACCUUAGUAUUUUUAAAAACGUGCCUAAGAGCCUAGUGGCAUCUUAAGUGUCUGAAUACCUGAAGAAAUUCUGUCUCAGGUAGCUUAUUUAAUUCAUGUAAAUACCCAUCACAAGGAUGAGGAAAAUGGCAGAAGCAUCUUAACUAUCAGUGGCUGCUCAGAGCACUAGCUGUAAAAAUAUAAUAUUGAGAAGGUAGAGGAAUGUCGCUGCAAAACAUUCUUGGUUUCUUUUCAGAUGAAGUAUUUCUGGAUAGUAUGAGAAACUAAAAAAAGCAGAAAAAAAAAGUCAGAACUGCUCUUGAAAGAACCUUCAUCCUUUUUCUUUCUCACUGAUAAAUUUAAAUUAAGAAGAGGUAUUGAUUUCCUUCAAGUUGAUGCAAUGUUAUGCAUGUCUUCAGUCCAAAAUUUUCUGUAAUUUUUGAAAUCAGUCUUCAGAUACUGUCUUUGUGGCUGGAAUAUUGUGAGUUUUGACAAUAAUCCAUUAAAACAUAAUAGAUCUUUAGAGAGUUUGGAUAUUUCAGUUGGGCAUAGUGAUAUAUGCAAAUCACAUUGUGGUUGAUAAUCCUCCCAUACUAUAAAGAACUUCACGGCAGAUAGAUUCAGGGAUCUUAGUAAGCAUGCAUUAUAUAAAGCAGAGCUUAAAUUGGAGUGCAAAUAUUGCUUUCCCUUGAAACUUUGGGCUAAUGAUACUGAAGAAAUUAGAUUUGUGGCAGUGCCAUUAGGAAGUUUUUCAAAGCAGUGCUACUUAACUGAUUUGGAUUCCAUUCUCAUGUUGGUCAGUAAGCACCAGUGUUUUCUUUUCCUUUAACAUAUUUGCUCAUGAAAAAUAAUGCUAAUAAUGCUUUUAGAACUGCCUGAGAGUCAGUUCCAGCAAAUCCCCCAAAUUUGUAUUAAAAAGAAAAGAAAAGGAAACGUGUUUUGAGUAUUGUAAAAUCAUUGUAAAAUGUAAUUGGAAUUAUUUAAUUCAAAAUAACUUUUAAUAGCCAUUAUUAGCUUAUUUAUAUUACAAGCUUUGCAGUAUUUCAAAAGAUUAAAAAAAUUAGUUUCAGAUCUAUCUAUAUCUCUUUCUUCUUGCUUAUUGAGUUUUUAGCAUUUUGUGUGAAUUUGAACAUGCCAAGACAACAACAACAAAAAAAGCAUUUUGCAACAAAGUGUGUUUUCUUCCAGGGAUAGUAAUAUGAAAGAAAACCCGCAGGGAAGAAUUAGACUUUUCUUUCACUACUCUGGCAAAAAGUCAGAGUUAGUGGUUCACUUUAGUUUAGGCUCUUGUUUUUCUUUGCUUUUGUAUGCAUAUGUAGGAAAGAGGGAGUGCAUAUGGAUGCAGAAGUUAUUUUUAGAACCUGUGUACUAUUCAUAUUAGAUCCAAGAUCUCAGUGUGGAUAAAGAUCGUACUUGUAACAUAAUCACACAUCUUCAAGGAUCUGACGGCUGUGAUUAUUUGAACUUCCACCACUUUACAAAGGACACAGUUAACUAAUUGCAAGCUCAAGGUGAUCUUUUCCACACACACAUACAAAAAGAAAACCAUUGUGCAGUAGAUUUGAAUAUUCCACAAAUAUGUAAUGUCUUGUUUAGUAAGGUGCUUGGGGGAGGCGGGGGAAUGGUAAGUGUGUGGUCUUCACCAAUGAGCUGGAAAACAGACCUACCCAGUGGAAUUUAGUGGAAUCUGCUAACUUGCCAGUGUGGUCUGAUUUUUUAAUUUCUUUUUGUUUUUCUUAAAUUAACUAUUGAUUGCAAUAGCUGAACUGUUUCACUUAAUUUCUGUUCAGUCUCAUCAAACCAUGGCAACUUUCAGUUUUAAAGAGGGUUUGAUUCAACAAAAGAAUGUUGAAAAACAUCAGCUAAGGCUAAUGGUUCCUUUUUACCUAACAGCAAAAAGCUGAAAAGCACAUACUGAAGGAAGACGCAGUCAAUUUGGGAAAUAAAUGUAUCCCUAGCUUGCUUAUCAUUUCAGACAGGUAAACCUGCCUCUUUUGCUAAUUUUCACUGAACAGGGCCGUUAUUGUCUUCUGGAAAGCAAGAUAUUUAUAAUGUAAAUAGUUGUAUUGAUUUUUUUUUCCUUCCUCUGUAACUAAUAUGUAAUAGCCCAACACACUAUUUCUGUUAAAUCUUUUACAGUAAGGCCACUGUAUGCCUAAAUACGGUUGAUCUCCGACUUUUUCCUAAGUCACUCACAUGCUGAAGAGGAGGGUGCUAGAGGUUUCAAUGUACAUAUAGAAUCAUGUAUAUUUAGUAAAUUGAGUAAGUGGGACUUAUGGCCAGUACACAUUAAGCUACAACAGUAGCAAAGCUCCAGAUCUUAACUAGUAAAAACCACUGUUCACCUUGCCAUGUCCAUCCUGUAAUAAGAUCUAAGUUGCAACUGCCUGUAGCUCUGCAUGAUCAGACUUCAAAAUAUACCUAACAAGAUCUGUAACAUAUCAGUGUUGAUAAAGAUGUGGGGAAAAAAAAAAUCACAAGAAAAAAAAACCAAAAAAGAAAAACUUGACCGACAAAAGAAAAUCAAUAAUAGCAACAGUUCGGUGUCAAGACUGGAAGAUGAGACACAUCUGAUUUUGUUGCACAGUUAUAGCUGAAAAGAACAACCAGUAUCAGUCAGCCUAAAUGGACUGCAGUAGUGACAUUUGUUAAGGAACUAACCUUAUUUACAUACUGUUUUGUUCUUACUUGGACCAUUUGUUGUUCCCUGUGUGUAGCACAGGGGAGAAUAGGGCCUCAGUCAUCAGUGUUUUAUGGGUCAAUGUCACAUCAAUGAUUUCUGAUCCCUGUUUCUUUAGCAAUUACUGAACUAAGAUGGGAAUCUCAUCUUCUUUUGUGUGUCAAAAGGAAUCAUGUCAGAGCUUCCCCAUGAGGAUACUCUUCUCACUGCUGUCUCGACUCCUGUCAGUUGAAUGACUUUGCAGCACUCCCAAUAAACAGCACAACACAGCACACUGUAUUGAUUGAAGGAUUCAUUACAUGUGUUUUGUCCAUCUGUACUUUCACAGGGGCUCAAAGUCACACAGGGACAGGACUUAAUUGAAAUAUGGUAUGUACUCUAUGCAUGACGCUUAUAUUACAACUUUAUAGUGGUAAAACUGCUGAUCUUUGUAGAUAUGGAUUUGGAUCACCUCCUUUUUUGGAGGAAAGUUGUAGUGAACCUUGGUCCUUAUCCCACAAGCCACUCACUCCAAUCCAGAGUAGCUAAGUGGAAGUUAGAGCAGUGCAAGGGUCUUCUGGGAGGCCCUGCACAGGGGUGAAUAUCAUGCUGUUUGAAUGUGAUCUUGCUGAAAAAGCCUGUAUGUCCAGCAGGGGAGAUCGUGACUGCUCUAUAAGGAGUGUUUGUGUUGUUUAUUUCAAAACAAGCUUUGCUAAUUAAAAUAGUGUAUUCUGAAGUCCUACUUGAAUGGCAUGAAGGAUAUCAAUGAAGAAGAAACAAAGUCUCCUCUUACAACUCUCCUGGCUUCUUGUUUCUUUUCCUUCAGACCUCCCUAGAUGACACAGAUAAAGCUGUAAACACGUGGAAGUUGUUGGGAUACUAAGGAGUUAGUGCUCCUUCUGCUAUGCUUCAUAGGCUUAAUCCUCUAUACUAGCACUCAUUUAAGAAGCAUUUGCAGUGUUACAGAAAUGUAAAGGAAUCUUAAUGUAUGUGAGACUCGGGCUUUUUGUAUUAACUAGCUUAAGAGUUUAUUUCCCAAUAUGACUUCAUAAAAUAUUGGGGGGGAAAUGACCACAAAAAUGACUGGACAGAAUGAAGAAAAACUGCCAGGCAAAAGCUAGUCACUCUCCCAUCUCUUCCUCCAUUAAAAAAUGCAAACCAAAAUCAAGCCAAUAACAAUAAAAACCCAACCCAAAGGAAAACAAAACAAAACCACCAUACCUACUGCAGUUGUUAUUUGGGGGCUGAUUUUUUCGUGAAGAUUAACACGCUUCACUCCAAAUGAAAAAAAUAACGAAAAGAAGAGGGGUGCUGCCUUUGGAAAAGAUUACUAGUUUUCUCAGUUCUUGCAUAAGUUAUCUGUGCCCAUAUUGCCAAGCAAGUCAAACUAUAAUACACAAAGGACAUUUUCACAUUUGGAUUUAUUAUGUGUAGAGGUGAAAAGAAUAAUCACAAACACCCUUCUAUCAAAACAGUUUGAAGGGGGGUAGCUACAGAAAAGAAUGAAUUAAAGCACAUUGUAAGCACCGUAAAGAACAAAAUUCUUAGUUGUUGGUACUUAAAUUCUAUUUCAAAAAUACUGUGCAGAGCUAGUACUCUUGCUCUGACUUGUUAAGACAGGACAAUUUUUAAGGUCUAGUUUUCUCACAGUUUGUAUACGCAGAGAUUGGCUAAGCUAUAACAUAUGAUACCAACCUCUGAUACCUCUGAGUAAUUUUUGCUUUGUCGUUCUUGCUGCAAAAUGGGAAAGCUAGGGACCAGCUUUCUUGUUUUACUGUGUACCUAUCAAGACAAUUGAAGAAUAAUCUUUUUUUUUGAGAGAGGUUUGCCCUUUUCAGGAGUCAGAAUUUUUAUGACCAUAUUUCCGUGCUUUACACAUCAUUGAGUCCACAUCUGAUUUAGCUCCAGAUAGUCCUAAAUUCCACAGAACUUGAAGUUGUAUUUGAACAGGACAGGUCUAUGUCCUUUAAUGCUCCUUGGUAGUCAAUUGAAGUACAUUUUGCAGUAACAGAGCACCCUUGGAAUUGUUCUUCAUCAGCUUGCAUGAUGGCCUAAAUAUCUCUUGUUUGGUACGGAGGGUUAUGUGUUGCAUGCUGAUGAGCUAUAACAAUUGUGCUAAAGGAAGGAGAUCAGAGUGUCUCUGCAAAACUCCUCCCUCUUUGCUUGAGGCAAAUGAAUGGGAUGAAGGUCAGUGAACUACCUUUGCGUUCAAACUGAUGAAUGUUCGCUUUGGUGUUGUGAGGCCCAUUUAAACACACUGAGACCAGUUCAUUUUACAGCAUAUAUGCUGUCGUAAUCUACGUGUGGGAGUCACUUUCUCGUUUGAUGGCAGAGUUGAAGUUUCACUCUUCUUGUGGAGCCCUCUGCUGGAGGCUCUUUUUGGUUCUGUUCUUGUGUGUGCCUAGAAAGCAACUGUGUGGGCUCCAUUCACUACCUUGUGGCUGGGACUCUCUUCAAGUACAGACAGAUAAAGACCAAGAUUAUCUUGCUUUUCAAUGUGGUAUCCCUCUGUAAUGGUAUAGUUUGGAGCCCGAACUGUAAAUUUGCUGAGCCUCCAAGCAAUCAUGAUAAUUGGUGUACCUUAAGGAGACAGUUAGGAAGCAGCUUAAAUGAAUACUGAUUUUCUAGUGUAUUUGUCUUAUUAUGAAAUUAACUGCUGGGAAGGCGUAAAUUUUGUUUGUCUCCAGAUGUUUCUGUAUGAAAUUCUGUCCGCGUUCCAGGAACACUUAUAUAUGGAAUAGUAAUUAGUGUGCUGGAGAAAACAGCUCUUUCUGAAUAUGUCUAUUUAAUGGAUAGGCAGGGUCUUUGGUUAAGUAAGCCCCACUACAGGGUGUGGCUGAUUGUUGCUGUCUGGAAUAUUUUAGCUUUUCUUGCAUCAUAAGCCUGGAACUAACAAUGGGGGCUUUUAACAUUUCUCUAGGCUAAAUUUGCAAUGUGUGAAAUUAUUCCCACCUCUACUUAGCAUCUAACAUUGGAGAAUAAGGGGAGUUAUCUUUGAUUCUUACAAAUUAAUGAGGCAGAAAUUAUAAAGAAGUAGCUGCUGCAAUAAAAUACCCUUUUCAUUUACCGGAACAUUUAAUGGUUUAAUCUGUGGAUGAGGUAAAAAGCUGUAUAAUGACCUCUUCCUGUCAAUAGCCCCAGCUAGGUCAAGACAUGCCUGAUGUUACAAGUUUAAGCUGUGUUAAAGAUUAGGAAACUGAUGGCAGAUACUAGUCUUUAAGUCUUGAAUUGUCAUAGAAAAUGUUUAGAAAAUUUACCUCCGGAUUUUUUUGUCUUGGAAGAUAUAUCUAUGUCAAUGCUUUGCUGGAUUUGUCUUCAGCAUUCUCUAGAUGAUAUUCCUACUCUUGGACAAGUCUUACCUUUUCAGUUCAGUUGUGUCCACUUAGAUGGGAAAGGAUAUGUUUUAAGUGUUCUCAUCAAAAUGCUUAAUCAUAGCUAGAAUAAAAGUUCACUUUUGGAGGUACGUCACCAGAAGAUGCUGUUAAAAGUGCCGAUCCUAAGCCUGUUUUCCAGAAAGCAGUCUGUCUUUCAUGGAAAGAUUUGUUAAUGUAGGUGUCCAGGGGGAAUGGAGACUUUUUCUUAAUGUCAGCUCAAUCCAGAAUUGACAGGGUUUGAACACAGACAAAUUUGGCAUAUGUACAAAAGGCCUCUCUAGUGAAAUUGGAAGUACUCUAGGGCCUGGCUUGUAACUGUUGACUGAAGGCUGAAGCUCUGGCUUUAAAAUCAAUGAAUGAGAAAUAGUCCAGAAAUCAAUACACUGAAUUUCAGAGUUCCAAGCAGCCAAAACAUUGCCAAAAUUCUUCUUCAAAACCUUAAUGCCAUGUAUUGGAAUACAUAGACGAGAAUGCAAAGCUGUGCUCUCAGGGAAAGAGUGCUCUGAGAUUUUUGAUGUUUAUCUUUCUGAAAUGUCAGUUAGUUGAAUGAUUAUUGUGGUUCUUUGCACAAAGGAAAAAACAAAAUUUUGGUAAUGUGAAACUCUCUCAUCUUCUUUUCACCAGAAAGGAAAAAAGUAACAUCUCCUUGAACAACUCUGCAACACAAUACCAUGCUGGUGAUUGCAUGUGAGUCAGUGGGAGAAUGCUAGGCAGGUUUCAGCACAGAUGCAUUUAUCAGUUUAACUUUUCUGACUCUGUUUUGUCACACGCACAAGACAGAGUUAGUGGACUUUGCAAUAAAAUUACAGCUUGUAUUGCUAAAAUAAUUUAUUUGCCAACAAUGUUGUGUGAUUUCUGAAAUAUAUGAAGGAAAUUUUCAUUUUCCUUUUGGACUGUAAGUGCUAGUGCAAAUUGUCAGGAUAACCAAGCUGUCCGUUAUUUUUAGUAUUCGGUUUUUAAGCAGUUAGCACAAAGUUGAACAUUCACAUGCACUGCAAAAAUUCACUACCACUGCUACAUAACACUGAAUCCAGAGGGACUGUUAUUCCAUAUUCAAUCUGCAUUGUGCUGCAACCACAGGUCCAUCCAGUAACUAAGGAGAAAAAUAAAACAAAUCAAAGUGUGCAUGGAAAGAGGUUUUUUUUUAAGCUGAUGGAGAAAGGCAACCAUGGUUAUUCCAUCUUCUGCUCUGUGUUAAAUCAGAUCCCUUAACUCAGGUUAACGCUGUGCUCAUCUUACUCCUUUGAACGCAGUAUCGCAGAGCUGUACACUCAGCUCCCCUCACCAAGGAAGACGCACGAUGUAGGUGAAGAGUGCCACCUUAAGACAGAAAGGUACUGAAGGCUGCGGCAAGAGCAAAAUUGAGCAAACCCUUCAGCCUAUAAAUCACCUGCUUGUUUCAUUUCUCCUCCAGCUAUACUGACUCUGGAGUUCAUAGUGUACUUGAUGGUCCAGAGUAUUUCUUGGGCAAAGCAUAAUUCUACAUUUUCAGUAAGUUUUUGCUAAUUUUUAUCCCUUUUCCAGUAGACAUUGUGUAUGAAUGUGUGUAAAUCACUUCCUGCAGCGCAGAAGAUGACAAGAAAGAUGGCCAAAUGAGCAGAAGUGAAGAGCAGAUGGUGGUGGGACUAAACUGAUUUUGGCUCUGCAUAGAUUUGGCCACCAUCAAUCUUCUAAAAACUAUUUGGUGCCCUAGCAUUAAAAGGCCACAAAGAAUUUAGGGAAUUACAUUUUACGAAUUUUCAACUAUUUGGUCUGUGUCCAACUUGAAAUUACAAUGCAAAAACUUCUUCCAACAGAGCAUACAAAGACAAGUCCCAAACUGACAUGCUGUAUAUCACUUUUCUUUAGAUAGCUCAGCCAUCAGACUGCAGUACAAUCGGACUACACCAUCAUGCUAGGAAAUUGCUUUGUGUUCUUUUCUUAUGCUCUGGUUGAUUUCUUUUUUUUUUUUCAUUUUAUGUCCAUGUUAGCAGAAAAGCAUUCUCUGAAGCAGACCUUAAAUAUGCCUUCCUUGAAUUUCUGGUGAUAUUAAAAACAAGAUGGAGCUUUCUGACUUGCCACAGUAUCUUUUGGAAUCUGAACAGAACCUUUUUCUGGUUAAAUUGCUACAUUUAACACAAAGCAAUUCCCAAGCAGGAAGAUAUUGCUAAUCUCUGUUUCCUGUUCUGUACGGAUUCCUCUCUGGUGGACUCUCCCCUGAUGGUGUAUGGGCUCUCUCCAGCCAUUCCACCUAUACUUUCUGAGGUAGUAUGGAUUGAAAUAAGAAAGGUAUGUAGUGAAAAUGGAAAAAAGCAAUUACACAUCUGUAAUGGAAACUGUUUCUUUUAAAAAAAAAGAUUCCCAUGGUGUCUGAAUCUGUCAUUGACUCCGUUUCCUGUUUUUCUUGCUUUGGAGACUGACAAGUCUUUACGUCUAGUGUGGUGUGUACUAGCAACACCUGCUUUGUUAUCCAGGAACAAUCAAAGAAUCAUAGAAUGGUUUGAGUUGGAAGAAAGAUUUAAAGGUCAUCUAGUCCAACCCCCCUGCAGUAAGCAGAGACAUCUUCCACUAGAUCAGGUUGCUCAAAGCCCCCUCCAACCUGACCUUGAAUGUUCAAGGAUGGAGCACCUACCACCUCUCUGGUAAACCUGUUCAUCUGAUUGUAAAAAAUGUGUUUCUUAUAUCUAGUCUAAUUCUACCCUACUUUAGUUUACAACCAGUAACUCUUGUCCUAUCACAACAGGCCCUAAUAAUGAGUUUCUCCCUACCUUACUUAUAGGCCCCCUUUAAGUAUUGAUAGAGUGCAAAAGGGUCUUACUAGAGCCUUCUCUUCUCCAGGGUGAACAACCCCAACUCUCUCAGACUGCUCUCAUAGAAGAGAUGUUCCAUCCUUCCAAUAAUUUUGUGGUGCUCCUCUGGACCCACUCCAACAGGUCCAUGUCUUUCUGUGCUGACAGUUCCAGAGCUGGAUGCACUACUUCAAGUGGGGUGUCACCAGUACCACCAAACUAUAGAGAGAUCAACCUUGUCAUAAUGUAAAGUAGUCCAUACCUCUAUAAGAGCUUCUUUAGCGGUGGAAACAGUCAGGAGUGGCAGCCUGAAGUUGAAAGAAAUCACACAUUCCUACUGUGACUACUGUGACUACUGUGACUACUUCUUUAGUCUAAACUUUCCUUCAGAUCUAUACAAUUGAACCUGAUGCUCCUGCACAGAGAAAACAUUACAACAUUUUAGAAAGCAUUCAACUUGCCAAGUGAUACAGUUUGUAUCUUAUAGUUUUAAGCUCUAGUGCGUUUAUUUGUUAGGAGCUACUCCAUCAGCUCAGGAAAUGAGCUCUUUUAAAGAUAAUUGUAUUCAGUAAUUAUCACCUGUCACAGAAGCUACUUAAAAUGAUGAUUACAACCAUAUUCCUGCUACAUUGCUUGUAAGAAGAGUAUUUCAAAUAAAAUAAACAAAUGUUACUGCAUCAGUACUGCAAUCUUGCUGUGAGGAGCUAAUGACUUUGCACUUCAGAGUGAAGUACAUGCAGGGAAUUAAUAUUUUCAUCGAUUUCAUGUUGUAGGUGAUACACAGUUAAGAGGCACCAAACAGCUAUGUAAGUGCAUAUAAGGGCUGUUCUUUUUUCUUCACAAAAGAUCAUUGAGUGGAAGAGCAGUCAGAGCAAUUACAACGUAGAAACUAACUGAAAAGUCACAAUUAAUU